UUGAUCCCCUCCCCACUUUGUGCGUUCCACCAGGAUCAGCGUCUACCUAAGAUAUCCUCUCUCUUCAGAAAAAAACCGCAUUCUGGCUCGACACGUGUCACUUGCAAAUUUCAGGAGAGUGUGAAAAAGGGUGCAGCCACGGCUACUCAAGCGGCAGCACCGAAUCGAACCACAACGACUACAACCACUGCACCUCCCGUUUUACCUCGUCCGCCUCCACCACCAACUGAAACCGCAACAUUAGACAGGAGAGGUCGAGGAAGAGAUAAGAGAAAACUUGACACUCUCCCAGAGAAGCGAGAACGAUCUUUCUUCGGAGAAUUACGUGAUCGAAUCAGUGGUAGAAGGCGGAGUCAAACAAAGAUAGAUCUUCAUGGAGCUGAAAUCGAAGAAGCAGUCAGUUUACCCCCCAGUCGUGAUCCAAGUAGGACUCGAUACGCAGGUCCUGGUGGAGAGCCUCGAUAUCACGAAACCCAUUCAGUUGGAGGAAAAUCUGGUGAAUCCAGCAAAAGCCUCUAUCAGCACAGCACUCUGGUCCUUGAACUGGAACAUGACAAACAGCUGAAAUACUUCCUUAUCCCUCCGACAAUGUUAAAUGAGCCAGCAGCAUCAAGGCUCAUGCGACGAGGGAAGAAACUGCAUAUUUACAACGAGCACACAUUUGUAGCGGUGAAAAUUCGAGGGGGUAUCAACUGCAACGUCUGUCAACAACGGAUAAAACCAAGUUUUGCUAAACAGGGGUAUCAAUGUCGAGACUGUAAAUUGGUAUGCCACAAAUCAUGUCAUUAUAAAACCGAUGCAUUCUGUACGCAAAGUACCGUUUCCAAAUUGCAAAUAGCAAAAGAUGUCGAUUGGGCACAUUUCUUGAGCCACUAUCAACUGGAAGAGUUCAUUUCAAUCGACGGCGUCUGA
This is a messenger RNA of Cooperia oncophora, 912 nucleotides long. NCBI's taxonomy places the organism in Eukaryota, Metazoa, Nematoda, Chromadorea, Rhabditida, Trichostrongylidae. The record is from the annotation of a GenBank genome assembly.